Messenger RNA from Trametes versicolor FP-101664 SS1, 480 nucleotides. RefSeq names its product glutaredoxin. The transcript is spliced from 4 exons. The record is from RefSeq and is a predicted model, not a curated record. Lineage: Eukaryota; Fungi; Basidiomycota; Agaricomycetes; Polyporales; Polyporaceae. Bases 1 to 480 code for a protein of 159 amino acids.
AUGUUCAGCUCCGUUCUGCGCACCUCGUUCACCGCUCUCCGUGCACCGGCUCGUGCACCGGCUCUCGCCCUCGCAUCUCCGUCUGCAGCCUUCGCACGGCGGUACAUCACCCAGGAGGCUCGCAGUAAGAUCCAGAAGGCGGUGACGUCUACGCCAGUCGUUCUGUUCAUGAAGGGAAACCCCGAGGCUCCCCAGUGCGGUUUCUCGAGGGCCGCGGUGCAAGUUCUUGACAUCCACGGCGUACCACCGGAGAAGAUGCAGACGUUUGACGUUUUGGAGGACAGCGAGCUUCGGCAGAGCAUUAAGGAGUUCUCCGAUUGGCCAACCAUCCCUCAGCUCUAUGUUAACGGCGAGUUUGUUGGCGGUUGCGACAUCCUGCUAAACAUGCACCAGUCCGGCGAAUUGGCUGAGCUCUUCGUCAAGGCCGGCAUUGUACCACCGGAAGAGCCCCAAGAGACUCAGAGCCAAAGCCAAAAUUAG